AUGCUUUCUUCAGCUUACACUUUUGAGUUAAAUCAAGCUGUUCUACAUAGUCUUGCCACUAUCUCCUAUUGUAUUUUCUAAGCAGUUGACGGAAUUCACCCAACUCUUGCCUGUGGCAUCACAGGCGGCAAGGUCCUUAUCCACACCCCUCACAUCCCAAAUUCAUCCAAUAAUUUUCUCAAUAUCAACAAAAAUAUCAUUUGUCUUGAUGGUGGCCGCUUAGAUCCUUCUCUAAACCGAGACGUCUUAGUUAUAGGGAGCCCAAGUUCCCUUAUGGCUUAUGACAUUGACUCCAACUCUGACUUAUUUCAUACAGAAACAAAAGAAGGCGUCACUUCUCUUACCCUUGGCUCGCUUUCUAUAUCAGGACGAGACACUCCUCUCGCCCUGGUAGGUGGAAAUUGCUCAGUUAAAGGCUUUAAUAAGCUAGGUGAAGAAGAAUUUUGGACGGUUUCUGGAGACGAUGUCAGCGCAAUAGGAUUUUUUAGGACUGAAAGAAAUGAAAAACGACUGCUUGUAGGAGGGACAGAUUAUGCUAUCAGGAUUUUUAAUAACGAAGAGCUUGAGACUGAAAUCAUGGAAAAUGCAAAAAUCACGGGUUUCGCAGAAAUGGACAAAGGAAAAUUUGCUUAUACACUUGAUAACGGAGGGAUUGGGAUUUAUAAAGGAAAACAUAGGGCUUGGAAAGCUAAGGCGAAAAAUAAAGUCUUAAGCAUUGUAAGUGGGGAUGUUACGGGCGAUGGAGUUCCUGAUAUGAUAUUAGGAUGGUCUAAUGGAAAAUUGGAGGUUAGAAGCGAAAAUAAAGGGGAAAAUAUUUUUAAAAAAUCGUUAAAACAGACUAUUGCAAAGGUGUUUUAUACUGAUUAUAGAAUGCAAGGAAAAAACCAAGUCAUUGCGUGCACAGUGGCAGGGAGGGUUUUAGGGUAUAUUAAGGAGGAUAUCCCACACAAAGAACAAAAUGCGGAAGCUCAACAAGAGGAUAUAGAAGACUUGAUGAGAGUAAAACAAAUAUAGAAAUUUCCCAUAAAUGGCGCUGUUUGCCCUUGAUUUGUCCAUGAGGAAGACUUUUUGGUUUGACCAAACCAUAUGGUACUGGUCGAACCAAAAAAUUUUUCCAGUGGGCAAAUCAAAAGCAAGCAGCGCCAUCUAUGGGAAAAUUCUAUACUACUUAAUGAGCUUCAGCAUUAUAAAGAUGCAGCGGCCAGGUCAGGCAGCUCAAUUUUAGCACCAGGAACGAGUUUACUUGUGACAUUAGCUCCAAGCCCGCCUAGGAUUUUUUUAAGCACUAGCAACAGUUCUCUGAUAAAAUGUGCCUUUGUCCUUGGAGAAGGAUUUUUUGAAGGUGACAGCAAAUUUGUGCAUCCUGCCAGGCCCAGCUCUGAGUUGCAAAUUCCUAUACAAAAUCCUAAACACUUAGGCUUAGAAGUCGACAUUAAAGCUUUAGUCUGCGCUUCUGCAGGCGCAUCUCAGCUACAAGUAAUGGAGCGCUCUAUAAAAAUUCCAAAAUUUUGCAACUUCGAAUACGGCGACUGCAAGCUGCCAAGCGGCUACGUAAAUUUCGACUUCCCACAAGGCAACCGUCUUCUAAAUUGGCUCCAAGACCGUUUUAUCCUCAACCCCUCUGCAAUUAAACCAUCAGCAGAGCUCCAAGUUUCUUUUCUGGGCGAGUCUGAAAACCUUUCCUUUAUCCUUACCACUAAUAAGCUAUCUAUUUAUACAGAAACCCUAGAGCUUGCCGCUGAAAUAGCCCAAGACCUUAUUUCUUUUUUCAAUAUUCCUGAACUUGAAAGUAGAGCUGACUACCCUCACGAAAUCGAAAAAAUAAAUGGACUUAUGGAAAAGGUCGAGGAAUACAGCAAUGUAAGGACCCAGCUUUCUAUUAAUAUGGCAGAAAACGCUCAAAAUGUAAAGGCGCUAAUAGUGAAAGCUGAAGACUCAAGAAUUCAAAGAAAUAUGGGCUUUUUUAAGCAAGCGAUGGCUAGUUUGCAUCAGUUUAAUGGAGAGCUGCUAAGUGAGUUCCAGAUAAGGACGAAUAAUCACAAUGAAUUAUUGAGCUAUUUAAAACAAGUGAACCAGUAUAUACAAAGAGCUGGGAAUUUAAGAUAUGGGCAAGCAAAAACUAGGACAAUAGCAAGCUUUAGGGAAGCUGUGAAAACAAAAAAUAUGAAAAUGAUAGCCGCAGCAAUUAUAUCAGGAGGAAAAGCUUCAUAA
Messenger RNA from Blepharisma stoltei, 2211 nucleotides. The record is from the annotation of a GenBank genome assembly. Lineage: Eukaryota; Ciliophora; Heterotrichea; Heterotrichida; Blepharismidae.